Messenger RNA from Rubroshorea leprosula, 1599 nucleotides. NCBI's taxonomy places the organism in Eukaryota, Viridiplantae, Streptophyta, Magnoliopsida, Malvales, Dipterocarpaceae. The record is from the annotation of a GenBank genome assembly.
AGAGAUUGUCUAAUUGGUUGUCAGUCAGCACCUCAGCUUGUGAAAAACUAUGCCCUGCUCCCCAUUCCCCCCUUUGCUAGAUCCCUUGCAUCAAAAGCUUCAAAGCAAUCGGAAAAAACACAAUCUGAGGUCUGAAUCUGAGAAGAAAGGUUUUUAACUUGUGUGCUUACAUUCAUAAUCAGCAAUAAACCAAAGAAAGGUCUUCCAUGCUAUUGCCACUUGGUCUGCAUGUUUGAUUUGAGCUAUAAUUUAGACUAAUCAGCAAAUGUAAGUUUAAUCUUCCUUUUUCUAGUAAGGCAGUUACUUGUUGUAAGGAUCCUGAAGAAGGAUUCAUUAAAAAGAUGAUAAAUUUCUAGCCAUCUUGUCUUCCUUUGGAUGGUCAGACACAGGUCAAUUUAUUUCAUUAAAUUCAGGGAUGAAAUUCCCGUGAGGCAUUGGCAAAGGAUGAAAUAUUAGCCCAGUAAAUCCUUUGCUGGAGAAAAAUCCAUCUGCUAAGGGUUUUCUUUAUUGCUGCUAGGGAACAAUAAUAAACUUAUAAUUAUCUCAAUUAGCCUUACAUUAGCCAUAUGGUUACUGGUUACAAUUCACAUAAUAGCUGCAAAUUAUGUUCUCUACAAGCUAAGAAAGAAGUAUUUACCAUUGAGGACCCCUUUGAUUCUCCUACAUACCACAUCCCUGAAAAACCAGUGACGUUUACUGAGGGUGCUGGCUACAGUGUCGUAAUUCUUGCAGGGCUUGGCAUUGCAGCUGCUGCAGGAUAUGCUGUUUUCAAGGAGCUGAUCUUUGAACCUAAAGAGUAUAAGAUUUUCAACAAAGCUCUGAAAAGAAUUCAAGAUGACAGUCAGGUAAGGGUGAGACUUGGGCAUCCUAUUACUGGCUAUGGCCAAGAAAGUAGAAACCGUGCUGCUUGCCAACGCAUUCCUAAUAGAGCGUAUAUGGAUGAAGAUGGAGUGGAACAUGUUGAGAUAGAACCAUUACUUAAACAUCAUGAAAUUCUUUCACAUUUGGUGGCUAUACCCUUAACUCAAGGGAUGUGUAAAUAUCGAUCUGUGAUUUACAUGUCAUUCCUUCCUGAACAGGUUAAUUUCUACAUCCGCGGUCCCCAUGGAUUUGGCAAAGUUUUUGCUAGUAUGUUCAAAGACCAAACAGACAAACAAUGGAAAUACACAUACCUGAUUGUUCAAAUCACUUCACCUUCCCGAGUAGAGCUAAUGCUGGAGUCAUAUUUGCCAGCAUACAAGCCCACCAGCAGCUGAGUUUAGGUUCUCAUCUCUUUUGUUUCUGCUGUUUGGUACAUAACUCGAUCCUGCUACCAGUCAUCCAGAAGUUCCAAUUCUUCUAGAAGAAAAAUGGUCCAGCUAUGUUUCCCAAGUCCCAGUUUUGAUCUCUCUGGUUUAGCUUAAGAGAAACAUAAAUGACAUGCAGAGAUGGGGAAAAUAUGUCUGGGAUUUCGCCCAUUUCUCUUUUAAGCCCUCCAUGACUAUGUUUCAGUGUGCAUUCACCAAAAUGAAUGCUUAUUAAUCUGCAACUGAUUUGACAUACCAUUUGGCAAAUUCAUGAUGAAAAGAAGUUUACAAUCAAUAAAUAUAGAGACUUGUU